Drosophila innubila is the source of this 8595-nucleotide messenger RNA. It is a transcript of the gene sev, whose product is annotated as protein sevenless. Gene Ontology annotation, molecular function: protein binding; ATP binding; transmembrane receptor protein tyrosine kinase activity. Gene Ontology annotation, cellular component: signaling receptor complex; membrane. The record is from RefSeq and is a predicted model, not a curated record. The transcript has 19 exons. Lineage: Eukaryota; Metazoa; Arthropoda; Insecta; Diptera; Drosophilidae. The coding region runs from base 321 to 8240 and encodes 2639 amino acids. Gene Ontology annotation, biological process: cell surface receptor protein tyrosine kinase signaling pathway; multicellular organism development; protein phosphorylation.
CGCUAAAAUGUAAAUGCAAAAGUCAAGCGAAGCUUCUUCAACAACAAAAUCGAACGACAACAAAUUAGAAACCAGCCUCGAGACGAAUAUUCGAAUAAAUACGAAUAUACAAAUAUACGAAUAUACGAGUACACGCCCCCUUUCCCCUUACCGCCUUUCCCCCUCUGCGAUAACCAGGUUCCCACAUUGCUGAGUCGUAGCUGCGAAAAUACGACUACUGGGCAAUUAAAAGUCGAGCAACUCGACUUAGUUUUUAAUGUAACUUUUUUUUUUUGUGCGCUUCGAUGAGAAUUUGAAUUGACGCAGUGAAAUUGUGGACUAUGUUUUGGCGAGAAAAUGCAGCACAGCAGCAACAACAACAACAACAACAGCACGACCUACAACAACAGCAACAACAACAACCGAAGCGUUUAAGCUUUAGUUUUAAUGUAAAAAUUGCUGUGAAUGUGAAUACAAAAAUGACAACAACGCACAUGAGCUGCAAUGAGGGUUUGAGUCCCAGCUCCGGUCACUCGCGAUCUCGUACACGUUCCCGUUGCGGUUCCCGUUCCGGUUCACAUUCCCAUUCCCAUUCCCAUUCCCGUUCCCGUUACCCGAUACAAACGGAGACCACACAUCUUGUGGGCUGGCGACAGCAAUUCUCGCAUUUGGGCCAACAACUUGGCCAACAUGUCAAUUGGAAAGGAGCUGAAAAGUCAUUAUCAGUUCACGGUGGCAUCUCGACCAUAUUGAUUGUGAAUUUGCUGCUGCUGUUGUUGCUCUCGCUCUGCUGUGAUGUCUGUUGUCGCUCCCAUGCCGAGACACUCAACUACACAGCAACAUCAGCAACAUCAGCAAUACCAACAACAACAACAACGACAGCAACAGCAACAGCAGGUGUGACACCUCAUCGUCCCCUGCCGCCCGCCCUACCACCCUUUCAGUUUCCAGCGAAUAUGCGUCCCACGCUGGACAGCGAUGUGGUUGAAAAGGUCGCCGUGUGGAAUAAACAUGUCGGUGCCGUUGCCGAGGGCAUUGCCAUCAGCAGUGUGGCAAUGCCACCAAUGCAACCACCCAAUCUCCCCAACACUCCUCUCAAGCAACAACAACAAGAAGAUCAAUCUGUACAACUACAACUCCAUCAUCAGCCUCAUCCUGAUGAGGAAUUCGAUGUGCCCAUCGAUGAACGCGUCGUCCUAGAGCGAGUCACUCGCGAUUGUGUGCAGCGCUGCAUUGUGGAGGAGGAUCUGUUUCUCGACGACUUUGGCAUCAGGUGUGAAAAGGCCGACAACAGUGACAAGUGUUAUAAAACGAGGUGUACCAAGGGCUGUGCUCAAUGGUAUCGAGCCUUAAAGGAGAUCGAGUCGUGUCAGGAGGCUUGCGCAUCCACACAAUUUUAUCCAUUCGAUAUGCCCUGCAUUGGAGCCUGCGAGAUGGCGCAGCGGGAUUAUUGGCAUCUGCAGCGAGUGGCGAUGACGAAGCUGGUGGAGACGACGCAGCCGCAGCUUGUGGAGAUUCCUGGUGAAUCCGCCACAUUGACCAUCAAAUGGGCCAUGCACUUUCCGGAGAACUAUUUGGCCAGUCGACCCUUUAACAUACAAUAUCAGCAAGUGGAUAAGGAGGAGGAGCAGGAAGAUAAGGGGAUAGAGACGAAGAAUGAAGAUCAAUCUUCUGUCUGGCAUAACAUGGCCGACUAUGACUGUGAUGAGUAUUAUGUGUGCGAGAUUCUGGAGGCGCUGAUACCCUACACUCGCUAUAAGUUUCGUUUCGAGUUGCCCUUUGGAGAGAGCAGCGAGGAUGUGCUUUAUUCUCCAGCCACGCCCACAUAUCAAACGCCCAUGGCGGGUGCUCCGAUCUCAGCGCCGAUCAUUGAAUCGCUGCUGGCGCUGGACGAGAAUCAUGUGGCAAUACACUGGCAACCAGGACGCUUUACCAAUGCUCCUCUCAAGGGCUAUCGCAUCCGGUUAAGCAGUGCCAGCAACAGUUCGAUUAAUCGCGAAGAGCUGUUGUCUGCAUCACGUUACAGCUUCAUCUUUGACGAGUUGCAGCCACUGACGAAUUACUCCGUGGAAUUGGCGAUGAUUAAUCAACAAGGAAAAGGUCCAGCUGCCAUCUCGAGUAUUGUAACGAAAUCGGAAAUGCAAUCGCAACAAUUGCAGGGUGUUAUUCUAGCCAGCGAACACAAAAUCAUGUGGCAAUCACUGGAACCAGUCGGUGAAACCAGACUUAUUUACAAAACAGAGACGGAUACCAUCAGUGAUUUCACCUACUCGGAACGUGAUCAGCAGUUGUGGCUCUUGAACUCCUUGGGCCAGCUGCAUAGGCAACAGCUGGAAGAGACAAUUCCCGCAAGAAAUCUUCCUCUCAAAUUGAACUCUAGUCAAUGGUUGCCACGUCGACUGUGCCUUGACUGGUUGCAGCAACGUCUCUAUCUGGGAGUAGAGUCAAAAGAAGAGAAUAAUCGGGUCUAUCAAUUGUUUAGCUGUGACUUGGAUGGUGGCAAUCUGCAGCUGGAAGACAAUGGAGAAUUAGGAGUGGAGCUACAACAGCUGGAAAUGGAUGCCGUGAACGGUUGGAUCUUUUUCCAUGAUGGACAAAUCAUUUGGCGUCUGGAUUUGCAUUCCAAGCAGCGAUUGCAAUUGUAUAAAGCGAACAAAUUGUCACAUUUUGUGUUGAUGCCACAACGUUGGCUACUCCAAGUGCUUCUUCUGCAUGUGGAGGAUGAACCGCUCCUGGAGCUGAGCUACGAUGGCAGCUACAAGUCGCCUUUGGCAUUGCCCGAUGGCAGCUGGCAGAGAUUUGAUUUAUCCAUGGAUAAACACCAACAACUGCUGGCAAAUGGAACGCAUCUUCAACUUCUGGAGCGGCACACACUGAACUGCAGGGAAUCAUCCUGUGUAACAUCGUGGCCUUUGCAGGAGCCGCUGUUGAAACUCCUGGCCAUUGAGAGACAUCGUCAGCCCUUGGCCCUGGAGGCAUCUGUGCCCAGGAAGCUACGUGCGCUGCUUGGCGCGCAGUCGGCUCAGAUUUCGUGGCAAGAGCCGUCAUUGAAUCCCUACCAGACGCUGACGUCGCCGGCCCGCAAUUGCAGCUACGAGUUGGAGGUGCUUGACGUGGCCAGCCAAAGUGCCUACAAUAUUAGGAAUAUCCGUAGUGCUUACUAUGGCCUGGAGCGUCUACAGCCCGAUAAUCUCUACCAGCUGCGUGUAAGGUCGAUCAAUGCGGCCGGCAAGGCGGGCGAAUGGACGCAGGUACUGCUCUCCCGUACCUGGCCACGUGGCGAGCAUCGAUUGCGUUGGUCCACACAAAGUGGACAUCUCUAUACAACCAAUGAGCUUGGCUCUCAACUUAAAUUGAUUGCUGCCCACUUGGCAGAAGGUCCUGGUCCGCUCUCUCUGCUCAAUGCCAGCCUCGCCUACUACGUCAGCAGGGAAUCCGUGAGGAAUUCCAUGCUGCACUGCAUAAAUCUGCUGCAGCCUCAAUUGAGGUGCAUGGCGCCCAACGGUGCAAUUCAUGUGGGAGCUAUGGCCUACGAUUGGCGUGGUGGUUUCCUCUACUGGAUGGAUCUGCGACGGGACUGUGUACAGCGUCUGGAUCCAUGGCAUGGCAUUAGGGAAUUACUUCCCAUAUUUGGAGUGCAACAUUUGGCAUUGGAUUCGGAGCAAGGACAUAUAUAUUAUUCAAGUGCCACACACUUGGCGCGACGUCCAUUAAAUGCGCUGUUGACACAGCAGCCGGAGUUGGAGUACUACCAUGUGAACGGCUUGACGGGAGGUAUUAAUGGAUUUACUUUGGAUUUACAGCAACGUCAGAUUUACUGGCUGGUGGAUGCACACGCCGGAUUGCAUCUAUAUCGUGCUUCACUCUCCUCACCAUCAGCUGAACCGCUGCAGCUGCUGGCGACCUUUCCCCAGGCGGAUGCAGUACCUCAAACACUGCAAUUUCUGGCUCCUUUGGGUGCACUACUCUGGCUCUCGGCGGAUGCGAAAAGUGCGCAACUGUUGCGUCUGUCGGAGACGGAACCGUUAACACUCUUGCCGCAGGGUCUUGAGGAAUCCUUGACGGCUGUACAACUGCUGGAGGCAUCGGCUAAUGCGCCCGAUUCCGGCGUAAGUCCGAUGGCUGUGCUGCCGGACAGCAUUCGGAUCGAUGAGGGCGGUCACUGGAAUGACUUCCGUUUGCGUUGGCAACCCGCCACAAGUGGUGGCAAUCAUAGUCUGGUCUACAAACUGCUCCUGGAGCAUGGUCCUGAACGUUUCAUCGCCUUGGAGCUGGCCACGCCCUUUGCCCGCAUCACACAGCUGUCGCAGGCGCCAUUUAAUCUCCGGGUGAGCAUUACGCCGCACUCCGCUUGGCGUGCUGGACCCACCACCAAAGUCCAACUGGCCACGCCCAUUGCCGCGCCCACCCAGCCCCGCAGAUUGCGCGUCUUUGUCGAGCGCCAGGCGGAGCCUUUGCAGCUGGAGCCGAAUGUGAGCGCCCUACUCCGUUGGGAUGUGCCAGAGGAGGAGCAUGUGGAUCAGUCGCUGCAGUACCGCAUCAGCUGCUGGCGAGGCACUGAACUCCAUGCGGAACUCCUGCUCAACCAGAGCACUCUGGAGGCUCGAGUCGAGCAUUUGCAGCCGGAGGAGACAUAUCGCUUUCAGGUGCAAGCGCAUGUGGCAGCGACGGGAAUUGCGGCAGGUGCGACGAGUCAUGCGUUGCAUGUGUCUCCCGAGGUGCAGUCGGUGCCGCGGCUGCUGUAUGCGAAUGCGGAGCAUAUUGGGCAAUUGGAUCUGGAUACGGCAGCCCGACGACAGCUGGUACACACCGCGAGUCCUGUGGAGCAUUUGGCCUUGCUGCAAGGGGAACACCGAUUGCUUUGGGUCAACGAGCAUGUGGAGCUGCUCAGUCAUGUGCCCGGUACAGCGCCAUCGAAGCUCGCCAGAAUGAGGGCCGAGGUACUCGCUCUCACUGUCGAUUGGGUGCAACGCAUUGUCUAUUGGGCGGAAUUGGAUGCCUCAUCGCAGCCGCCGGCGGCAUGUAUUUAUCGCCUGGAUCUCUGUCGCUUCGACGGACGCAUCCUGCAAGGGGAACGUCUGUGGAACACACAGCCGGGACAGCUACUUCGUGAUCUUGUGGCGUUGCCACAUUCCCGUCUACUCGUCUGGUUGCAACAUGACAUUGGAGCACGAAACUCCACCUUGCAGGGACGCAGUUUGGUCAACGGCAGCACCUUGAGUUUCGAGGGCGUCACAUUCCCUUUGUGGCGCCUCUUUGAGGGCAGCCAGGAGCCUGCAGCGGAGACGCUCAAUCUGGUGGAUCAUCUAGGACGACUCUGCGUCUACCAUGUGGCAAGGAUGCUGUGCACACCGACCGCGUUGCGGGCACAAUUGAAUCUGCUGAGCGAUGACAUCUCACAGUUGGCCCAGGAUCCGGGCUACAUUUACGCCCUGCGCAAUGGGAGUGUGCGUGCUUAUGGCCGACGUCGCCAGCAGCUGGAGUAUCUGCUGGAACUGCAGCCGGAUGAGGUACGGCUGCUGCGCGCCUACAACUAUCAAGCGUAUCCGAGCCGACAUUGUCUGCUGCUACCCACGUUGGGCGCCAUUGAGGAAACGAGCUGCGAGGAGACGCAGUGCCAUCUUCGGUUGCCUUUGCUAACUGCCGCUGCGGAUUGUGUUUUACCCGUGCCUGGUCUCAAUUAUGAACUGAACCUCACCUCCCCACACUCGCAGUUGCGGCAGCUACAGGGCCUCGCUGGCGAAACCCUAAACAUCACCGGGUUGCAGCCGUUUCGAGGCUACGAACUACGCGUUCGCAUCUACAGCUACUACCAGAGACGUCUAGGUCACGAUCCCUUGCAGCUCUCCCCUUUGAAGCUGCACACGGCAGCUGCCACGCCCAGUGCGCCUCGGAACUUUACUGGAAGGGCCUUGAGUCCAACGGAAGUGGAGAUCAGCUGGCUGGCGCCGUUGCAGCUGCGGAGCGAUAGCGUCUACUAUACGCUGCACUGGCAGCUCCAAGAUGAGCAUGAGGAUAAGAAGCAGGAGCAAGAGGGAGAAGGACAGGAGACAGAUAAAGAGCAGGUGCAUCAUCCCGAGCAGGAGCAGCGGGUGGAGAAGGCAGGAACCCAACGCCUUACAGGCUUACAGCCCGGACAUCUCUAUCAGGUGUGGCUGCACGCGCAUGCCACGCCCAGUAAAUACAAUAGCACUGGACGUCUGCUCAUCCGUUGCUAUGCCCCAUUGCCGGCUUUGCAGCUGCUCGAGUUGAAUGCCUAUGCCAUGACACUGUCCUGGGCAGGCACACCAGAUGCCCUCAACUCCUUGAGCCUCGAAUGUCAGUCGCUAAGGGAGCAACUUCACUUUAAUCUCGUCGGAAAUUACAGCUCAAUAAAGCUGCUCUCCUUGCAGCCCAAGACGAGGUAUUCCUGUCGUCUGGGAUUGGAAUAUGCCGCUUCUCCAGGUGCUCCUGUCUACUACGGCGUAAGUCAUGACUAUGAAACGCUUGGAGAUGCUCCAAGUGCGCCUGGUAAGCCACAGUUUGAGCAUAUUGCCGGUGAGAUAUUUCGUGUGAGCUGGGCACCCGCUCAGGAGAAUGGAGCACCCAUUUUGCUCUACAAUCUGGAGGCAUUGCAGGCACGACGCACCAAUCGGCGUCGACGUCGUCGUCGGGACACUACGUUAUCGCUGCUGCCGUGGGCCGAGGAGCCGGCGGUCAUUGAGGAUCAAUGGCUGGACUUUUGCAAUACAACGGAACUGAGCUGCAUUGUCCGAGAUUUGCACACGCGUCGAUUGCUCCUGUUCCGUGUUCGUGCUCGGAAUCGUCCUCAUGGCUGGGGACCCUACAGCGAGGAGAGUGAUCGCAUCGCUGAGCCCUUUGUCUCACCGGAGAAGCGAGGCUCCCUCGUCCUGGCGAUUAUUGCGCCCGCAGCCAUUGUCUCCAGUUGUGUACUCGCCCUCGUGCUCAUUCGCAAGGUGCAAAAGCGUCGUCAUCGCGCCAAGAAAUUGUUGCAGCAGAGCCGUCCCAGCAUUUGGAGCAACCUGUCGGUACUGCAGACGCAACAACAAUUGCUGGCGGCACGUAGUCGAACCUUCUCCAUGUCGCUGAGCGAUGCGGACAUUGCGCUUUUGCCACAGAUCAGUUGGAAUCGCUUGACUCUGUUGCGGUUCCUUGGCAGUGGCGCCUUUGGCGAGGUCUACGAGGGUCAACUCCAGGGCGAGAAUAAAGCACAGCCGCAGCGUGUCGCCAUUAAGAGCCUGCGCAAGGGCGCCACCGAAUUUGCGGAGCUGCUGCAGGAGGCGCAGCUGAUGAGCAACUUCAAGCACGAGAACAUUGUCUGUCUCAUUGGCAUCUGCAUCGACAGUGAUUCCAUCUCACUCAUUAUGGAGCACAUGGAGGCCGGUGAUCUGCUCAGCUAUCUGAGAGCGGCACGCUCAAGCUCACAGGAGACACAGCCUGGACUGCAGUUGCCGGAUCUGUUGACCAUGUGCCUGGACGUGGCCAAUGGCUGUAGCUAUAUGGAGGACAUGCACUUUGUGCAUCGAGAUCUCGCCUGUCGCAAUUGUUUAGUGUCGGAUGGCGCUGCGAUUGGAGGACGACGCAUUGUGAAAAUCGGUGACUUUGGACUCGCCAGAGAUAUCUACAAGAGCGACUAUUAUCGGAAGGAGGGCGAGGGUCUGUUGCCCGUCCGUUGGAUGGCGAUCGAGAGUCUCGUGGAUGGCAUCUUUAGCACACAGUCGGAUGUGUGGGCCUUUGGCGUUCUCUGCUGGGAGAUUCUCACUCUGGGCCAGCAACCAUAUGCAGCACGCAACAAUUUCGAGGUGCUUGCCCAUGUCAAGGACGGGGGACGACUUCAUCCGCCGGAUCCGUGUCCCGAGAAGCUUUAUUCGCUGAUGCUGCAAUGUUGGCGCUCGGAGCCUUGGGAGAGACCCAGUUUUAAGCACUGCUACAAUACAUUGCAGGGAAUUAGCACAGAACUCAGCCAGAAUGAAAUGUCGGCAAUUGAGGAAAGCAGCUUUAAUAGUGGCAACUCUGGCAACGCUAGCAGCCAGAAAACCGAGGCGAGAGUGCGUUUCGAUGAGGCGACAACUGUCGACCGUUUGUCGCUGGACAAUGAGACCAAAGAUGCGAUCAGCAAUAGUCACAACAUUGCUGGCACCGCAACCAGAGCAAUAACCACCGCAACAAUCACCGCAACAAUCACCGCAACCGCCGACAGCACAAGCAAAGCCUCUGAAAAUCGACAGCUUUAUGCAAAUGAGGGUAUAUCGCGGCUGUGAACAACAUGAAUUCGAAUUUCAACUGCAACUGCAACUGCAGCUCAAAUUGUUAAAUAUGUACCAUGCCCACUUUUCCACCCGCCCACAGCACACACUCGCACACACACACACACACACAUCUAUACUCACAUAAGAGGACAAUGUUUCAAUAGAAAUAACAACUCUAGCAUUAUGGUUUCUAUUUAAUCGAACUACUUUUGUACUGAACCUAAGCGAUAAAGACAAAAAGAUAAACCUCAAGUCUUUUUUCUUCUUUUUUUUUUAUUGUAUAUUUAAGUUAAGCGAUAUAAUAUUGAGCUUUAUAUAUAAAUAAAUUACAUAAAUAUACUCGUAACUAUUUUACGACAAAAAUACU